Molecule: messenger RNA, 1596 nt
Organism: Brettanomyces nanus
Lineage: Eukaryota; Fungi; Ascomycota; Pichiomycetes; Pichiales; Pichiaceae
Exons: 1
Coding region: 1-1596 (531 amino acids)
Source: RefSeq, a predicted model, not a curated record
AUGCCGAAGCCUUCGAACCCACUUGUAGGUGACGAGGCUGCAAGUUCAGAGAUCUGGGAUCUCCUCCGGAAGUUGAAAUUGAAAGUUGCCGCUUUAGAGGGAGGGCAAUCCAGUGUGAGUGCUGGGCUGAUGUACGACGAGGAGAUGGUGAGGACAGUAUUCAAAGAGAAUAUGAAGCUUAAGAGGCGAAAUGGCCAACUUGAGGCGGAAAACGACAAACUCUACAAGAGAAUUGAAGGCCUCGAAGUGGAUAUAGAUAGGUUAAGUAGAAGCGGUGGCCGUCGGGAUAGCGUGGUUAGUGAAGUUGAGGACACAGUGCUUUCGUCGCAGGCGGCGAUAGGUACAGGAGGCCCGGCAGAAAUAGUUGAGGAAAAUGCCGCAGACUCUACGCGGGCAACGCGUUCGACGCGUAAAGACCGACCGACAAUUGAGGUUUCACAGACAGGAAGCAACGACACAAAUUCACCUCCAUCUCCAACCUCAAAGAUCACAACAGUGUUUUCGUCACCGCUUCAUGCCCGUCGGCAGAGGUCAACAGAAUUGGAUUUUGGCGAUGCGGAAGUUUCGCGGAUAAUUAGCGGAGACGCGGAUCUUUCAGAUGUCUCACUUCAAGUCCUCUCACAGAAAGAGGAAAAAGGUCAACCAAGGGACCUUAUACGAGAGUUAGAGCGAAAGGAUGGAAACAUCAAUGUGUCCACUCAGGAAACAGUGUCGACAAUUCCGGAUUCACAGGGCGAGCUAGAAAUGCAGAUGCGGGAAAACUGGUAUUGUGGAGAGCAGACAGUUAUUAAAUGCGGGCGGCAGAUCUUGUCACCGAAUUGCCGCAGUCGUGAAAAUGUCAAACAGAUUCUUGAUCUCACACGGCACCCCGUGCGCAACUCUGAGUGGUGGCCGGAGGACUUCGAAGUUAAUCCAGAGGUCAAUUUCGGCCUCACCCAGCCAUUUAAGCUGCGCAAGAUAUGUGCCGAACUAGUUCACCCUGCUCUACAGGUGCAGUUCAAAUAUCAAAAGCGGUAUAUACAAGAAGAAUCUUUGCGGGAUUUCAAUAGGCUUGCAGGUGUAGGGUCCGCGGAAAAUUCAGCGUCCGCAAAUGUGGGCAUCGCGGGAAUCGCGGGAACACCAAAAAAAAAGCUUCCUCAUCGCGGAUUACCGACACCUGUGAAGACGCCUGAACAGGCAUUGACCAAUCCUCUAAUCGAUCCAGUGUUUAAGUUUGAACUCAAUCGAACCAACUUGUCUGAGAACAGGACCGCUUUUGGUAAAUUCACUUCUGAUAAAAUCAACCUGUGGCUUGAUUUGAGCGAUUCUCCACCGGGCCACGAGCGGUCGUCGUUUCCCAACACUCAGCAGUUGGAACAGGACAAGCGGAUCGCUGCCCGACGCGCUCAUCUUUCUGCUCUACAACGACUUUUCCAAACUGUUUACAUGGUUCAGGUGGCGACAGGAGAUUCAGACAACAAGGAGAAUUUUCCGCGGGGAGCCCGCUAUGCUCAAGUCGGCAAGUUCAUCUUCCGCGAACAGCGGUUCAACGAAGCAGUCAAAGCCGACAGAUUCACGAUAGACGAAGCCAUAUUUGCCGACACUCAGCUCAACUAA